Molecule: messenger RNA, 2318 nt
Organism: Numida meleagris (helmeted guineafowl)
Lineage: Eukaryota; Metazoa; Chordata; Aves; Galliformes; Numididae
Gene: HNRNPAB
Product: heterogeneous nuclear ribonucleoprotein A/B
Exons: 9
Coding region: 181-1242 (353 amino acids)
Biological process (GO): regulation of gene expression
Cellular component (GO): nucleoplasm
Molecular function (GO): RNA binding
Source: RefSeq, a predicted model, not a curated record
CGCGUUAAAGCUUCGGGCCGGAGCGUACGUGUCUUGGGGGGAGGAGGAGGUGGCGGCGGGGCCGGUGCGGAGCAGCCGAGCACCGUGGGGGAUUUUAAUCCGAUUCCGGCCGGCCCGGAUUUUAUCGCGAGCGGCUUUUAAAGCGCCUCACGUCCCUCUCGCCUCUGCGGACGGGGCAGGAUGUCCGAAGCGGAGCAGCAGUUGGCGGCCGCCGCCGGCGCCACCCAGAAUGGACACGAAGCGGCUGAGAGCUCCGGGGAGCAGCAGCAGGCCGACACCGGCGGGGCCCCGGCGGCUUCGGCGGGCGCGGCGACAGCGGCGGCAGCGACAGCGGGAACGGCGGCGGCGGCGGGAGCCGGCCCUGCGGCAGGGACAGCGGGGGUGGCCGCCAGCCAGAACGGGGCCGAAGGCGACCAGAUCAACGCCAGCAAGAACGAGGAGGACGGGGGGAAGAUGUUUGUUGGUGGCCUCAGUUGGGAUACAAGCAAAAAAGACUUGAAAGAUUACUUCACCAAGUUUGGUGAGGUAACUGACUGUACGAUAAAGAUGGACCCUAACACAGGAAGAUCCAGAGGCUUUGGAUUUAUACUCUUCAAAGAACCUGGGAGUGUUGAAAAGGUUCUGGAACAGAAAGAACACAGGCUAGAUGGACGACUAAUUGACCCCAAGAAGGCCAUGGCAAUGAAAAAGGAUCCUGUGAAGAAAAUAUUUGUUGGUGGACUUAACCCCGAAGCCACAGAAGAGAAAAUCAGGGAAUACUUUGGCGAGUUUGGAGAGAUUGAAGCAAUUGAACUUCCAAUGGAUCCAAAGACCAACAAAAGGAGGGGGUUUGUGUUCAUCACUUUCAAGGAAGAAGAUCCAGUGAAGAAAGUUUUGGAGAAGAAAUUCCAUAACGUCAGUGGAAGCAAGUGCGAGAUAAAGGUAGCACAGCCAAAAGAAGUAUACCAGCAGCAACAGUUCAGUAGUGGUGGAGGAAGAGGUAGCUAUGGAGGAAGAGGCAGAGGUGGAAGAGGCGGUGCUCAAAGUCAAAAUUGGAAUCAAGGUUAUGGCAAUUACUGGAACCAGGGUUAUGGGAAUCAAGGAUACGGCUAUCAGCAAGGUUAUGGUGGCUAUGGAGGCUAUGAUUAUUCAGGAUAUGGGUAUUAUGGAUAUGGACCAGGCUAUGAUUACAGUCAAGGCAGUGCAAAUUACGGGAAGACACCAAGGCGUGGUGGCCAUCAGAAUAACUACAAGCCAUAUUGAUCAAACUUAUUCAGGUGAUGUGGCCUCAGGCAGAAAUGGGUUACUAGCACUUAUAUGAAGAGCUUGCUUUCCCUUUCUCGCAUGAAAAGUUUGUGAUGCAAAGAAAAUCUUACUGUCAGGUGAAAGCAAGGGCUUGUACGCAGAGUUGUUUCUUAAAUGGCUGUAACAUACUGUUAAUUUACUAACUGUACUCAGAUAUUUCUUGAGGGCAGUAUUUCCUAAGAACAGCUGUGGGAGCUGUGACUUUGAGCUGUCUGUUCCUCAUGAGUUUGGGGCUAAAGCUCUUUACUUCUGCUCUUUGAGACCUUGUUGAUUAUAGUGCUACUAGAACCUCAUUAGCUUGAAACUGCCUACUGAAACUGAUCAGAGGAGCCUGGGAAAGACACUUCCAGGAAUGGAGUUACCAUUGGUAGCAGCAGAUAACAAAAAAAAAAAAAGCCAGCUGGUUCAUCUUAAUUUUUAAACAGGCAUAACCUGAAAGAGCAUGAGUUCGGAAAACAUAGUUUGUAGUAGCUCCUAGAAAGAUAUUGCUUUAAAACCAGUUUUAGAAACUCUGUUAAAUAAAAGCCAAUCCCACAUCUGCCACAGUUGAACAUUUAUUUCUCCUAAAGCUUUCACUUACUUAAUAAGAUAACUGAAAAUAACAAAAUUGAAGGUUAACUUGUCUGGUCUAAGACAUACUAUGAUGAAGAUUAAAUGUACAUUUUCACAGUAUAAUAACUUUUCUUAGUAGUAGGUCUUGAAACAUGUUUGAAACCUAUGGAAAGAAAAUAAUGUUAUGUUUUUCUUAUAAAGCAUCAUUAAAAGAAAUCUAUUUCAUUGCCUCAUUUUCACUUACAAGCAAUGUAAGUGUUGUACUGGUACUGUACUGAGUAAGAGGCUUUUUUUGCAUUCUUGCUUUUUUUGUAGAGAAGCGUUUUUUUGCUUAUUUUAGAUUUGCAGAUAAGCACAUUAAGUUAUUAGGUGUCUUAAGUUAAACUGAUACUGUGAGUAAUCCUUCUGUUCUCAAGAAUCCAUAGUACUAACAGCUGUAUGUCUUUUUAUUAACUUGCUAAAUAAAAUAUUAACACACUUUU